This is a messenger RNA of Sabethes cyaneus, 991 nucleotides long. RefSeq lists its product as uncharacterized. The record is from RefSeq and is a predicted model, not a curated record. The coding region runs from base 84 to 755 and encodes 223 amino acids. Lineage: Eukaryota; Metazoa; Arthropoda; Insecta; Diptera; Culicidae. The transcript is spliced from 5 exons.
GAGUUGUUGCGGUUGUUGCAGUUUUAGCCCGUUUUAGCAGUUCGGUAACUUAAACUGUUGCAGUACCAGUGAAUAGCGCAAAAAUGGAUGAAUUAAUUCAAAUCAAACAAGAAGAGUGUGAAAUUAUCGACGAUAUGGAUCCACUAGAGAACACCGAACACCCGGAGAAAGUUGCCAUUCCGAUUUACAAAGUUGAGCCCGUAAUCAAAACAGAACAGAUAAGUACAUCCCGGCAUAAGCGAACGACCGAUCGGGGCAGCGUAGACCUGACGACAGUCGUUCAGGCUAUCAGAGCCAUAAAAUCCGGUCAAAUUAGGCUAAGGGCUGGAGCGCGAUUCUAUCAUCUGCCUCGAACGACUUUGCAGCGCCAUAUGGAUAAUGUAGCCUUGAAGUACGACGAUAUUUCCAACGUCAGUGACGAGCAGCUGCUGGAAACCAUCAAAAGGGUUGGCACGUACGCAGCAUGUGCCGUAAAGCGGGUAUUCAGCGUAGAAGAAGAGGAAGCCUUCAUCAUCUAUACGAAACAAUUUCACGACAGUGGUAACGAGCUAAGCAUCGGUGACUUCCGACGGCUGGCGUACCAGUUUGCCAGAAAACUGAAAGUCAAUUAUCCUUCCAGCUGGAAUGAGAAAGAGAUGAGCGGGCGCGAUUGGUACUACGGGUUUAUGCGGCGGCAUCCGCAGCUUGUGCUGCGUCCAUCCGAGGAACCAAGCCCAAAUAAGAUGGAAUCGUCUUGCAAAGAAGAAAAUGUAUAGCAGCAAAUGGAUAAGGGCCUUCAAAUAUUAACGAGCGUUUUUUGUAUAAAUUGUAAAUUGGUCAUGGAUCGGUCGUGUCAGCAGUGUGGAGUAUCGAAAUUGUUCACAAAGUUCCCUGAAAAAAUUUCAGAAUACUCAUUUACCUUUGCUAUGUCUGAGACAGGGCCAACAGAUCGACGUCAUUAAGUGUGAUACCACCGAGCCGAUGGGAAACGUACAAAAUCAAACGAAUUGAG